AUGCAGAACAGAAAGGCGGGCGGGCCGGGGCCGCUGGGCAGGGCGGGUCGGUGCGGCUCCGCUUUCCUUAACCCGGCACAUCUCAUUCGCUCCAUUAACGACCCCGAGCACCCCCUCACCCUGGAGGAGCUGAAUGUCGUCGAGCAGAUGCGAGUGAAGGUGAACGAUGCAGAAAGCACAGUGACAGUGGAGUUCACUCCCACCAUUCCUCACUGCAGCAUGGCAACCUUAAUCGGCCUCUCCAUAAAAGUGAAACUGAUCAGAUCUCUGCCUGAGAGGUUUAAGCUGGAUGUUCACAUAACACCAGGAACACAUGCCUCUGAACAUGCAGUUAAUAAACAGCUUGCUGAUAAAGAACGUGUAGCAGCUGCUUUGGAAAACUCUCACUUGCUGGAAGUGGUGAAUCAGUGUUUGUCUGCUCGAUCAUAG
Molecule: messenger RNA, 429 nt
Organism: Chaetura pelagica (chimney swift)
Lineage: Eukaryota; Metazoa; Chordata; Aves; Apodiformes; Apodidae
Gene: CIAO2B
Product: family with sequence similarity 96, member B
Exons: 5
Coding region: 1-429 (142 amino acids)
Biological process (GO): iron-sulfur cluster assembly
Cellular component (GO): cytosolic [4Fe-4S] assembly targeting complex
Source: RefSeq, a predicted model, not a curated record